Molecule: messenger RNA, 1017 nt
Organism: Morchella importuna
Lineage: Eukaryota; Fungi; Ascomycota; Pezizomycetes; Pezizales; Morchellaceae
Exons: 1
Coding region: 1-1017 (338 amino acids)
Source: RefSeq, a predicted model, not a curated record
AUGGCUCGAAAUCCCCGUUCUACUGCCCGGAGAUCGUCCGGGGUCACCGUUGCCUCUUCACCUUCCUUUGUUCCAUCCCUUCCCUCCACCGGUCGUGGCCGCGGCCGUGGUCGUGGCCGUGCUGCUCGCGCUACUCGUGCUACCCGCCCUGCCCGAGGAGGUCGGCCAUCCACCUCUACCAAAAAGUCAUCCUCACCAAAUUCCACCUCGUUUACCUCCUCUGUUGAUCCGGCUACUCCGAUUUCUGCCUCUGCGUCAGCAGAAGCUGCCGUUGCUCCCACUCCCGGUGACGAUACUCCCACUUCGGUGGCUUCUUCUCUUCCUCCUUUGCCUUCUCUCGCCACCGAAACUGCUCCUCCUGUCACCCCUCCUAAAACAGCCGAUGCCGCUUCCGUCUCGUCCUCUUCUUCACUCUCUUCUCUAUCAUCCCUUUUAGCUGGGCAAUAUCAAAGGCUUCAUCGUGCCCCUCCCAAGAUCCCCCGAAGCAUUAGUUCGGCGUUAAAACGGCCCAACAACCGUACAUCUGGCACACGAGUCUCAAAAUCAGUACGUUUUAUUAGCAAGGCCACAGCGGAGUUUUCUCCGGCCAAAUUCAGUGAGCACAACAACAGUCCAGAGAUUGAACACCGCUCCAAGCCCGACGGAUAUCGCUACAGAGAGAUACAAAGUGCUACCGGGUACCAGCAGGAAGGAACAAGACGCCUUGUAUUUAACUACGAGUCGGAGGUCACCGGAAACCAGGGAGCCCUACACCAUCAGGCACUCUUCAAAGUCGGUCUCGGUGGAGGCCGUGUCAAGCCGGGGAAAGGAACGUUGCCAAAGAGGACCCAGGUCGUCCUGUACAUGAAGGAGGACUUGAACUUGCAGGGCAUUCCUCAAAGCUUGGGGAUGGUCUUCCACAAGAUUGCAGCAGAAAAAUUUAUGCCUGUCAUCACAGUCGAGGGAGAUUCCACUGCUAUCAGCGCCCCGAUUCCUUCUGCGGGCAAGAGAUUCGAUCCGGAGGACCCGGAUGCGUAG